ACAGGUGCCAGUGUUGCUCUCAGUAACAGCUGACUGCCUUCUGUUAUUUUCGAGUUCAUACACAGCUACGCACGCGCAGACAGGGUUAUGAUCGUCAGUGGUCAGCAGUCAUCGACUUCAUGACCUGGAGUUAACUGCACGAGCUCAAACGCCUCAUCUAAAGCGUCAUCAUGGCCGACACGGAGCAGAGUCACUUCUCUCUGAUGAGCCUGGAGGAUGAGCUGACCUGCAGCAUCUGUCUCAGUACCUUUGACUGUCCGGUCACCAUCCCCUGCGGACACAACUUCUGCCAGGACUGCCUCCUCACCACCUGGAAGGACUCCUACAGCUGUCCCCAGUGUCGGACCCUCUUCCCCACCAAGCCCGAGCUGAAGAAAAACACGGUCCUCAGCACCGUCGUGGAGACCUUCAACUCGAAGUCGAGCCAGAGUGAAGUGAGCCUGGUCGAAGAGGAGAGCGAAGCCGAGACAGAGGAUGUCAAAGAGGAUGUCAUACGUUGUGAUACGUGCAUGGAGGCAGAGGCGUCCCGGACCUGCCUCACCUGCAUGGCCUCUUUCUGCGAGGAGCACCUGCGGCCUCACCGGGAAAAUCCAACUUUCCGUCUCCACCAGCUGAGCGAGCCUGUGGGCGACCUGUCGGAGCGCAUCUGCCCGGAGCACCACAAGCUGAUGGAGUUCUUCUGCAGCCAGCAUGGCCGAGCAAUCUGCAGCGUGUGCCUGCAGCAAGUCCACAAAGGCUGCUCCUUCAUGUCUCCUGAGGAGCAGAGGAACGCCAAAGAGUCUGACCUCAGAGACAAGUUGGGUUUGCUGGACGGGAAGAUUGAGAAGACUGAGACUGUUAUGUUUCAAAUUACUGACAUGCAGAGCAAGCUGAAGGAUGCAGCAGCCAAUAGGAAGACAGCAUUUGCAGCCGUGUAUCAGCAGAUGCGGGAUAUGUUGGCCCAAGAAGAACGAGAGGCCCAACGUGAGGUGGACCACGAGCUGGAGACUGGUCAGACGAAACUCCGGGACCUCAUGAAGAGGUUAACUGAGAACACUGAGAACAUGAAAAAAGCCAGAGAAGAUAUCAACAGCCUGCUGACUCAAUCCCAAACCCUUUCCUUUCUGCAGGCUUCAUUUGACAUGCCUCGGGCUGUAAAGUUUGAUCCUCACACCCCUCGAAUCAGCCUGGACUCCAAGAAGGUGACGGCAACACAGGCCUUUGCUGCUGCCCUGAAGGAGCAUCUGACAGAGGUCCUUAAACAGCCAGUUGAGGCCAGACCACUCAUACUUAAAGGAGGUGAAUGUGCAGAUGAAAAAGCAGUUCCUGUCUCAGGAGGUAGUGGAUCUCAGCUGAAAUCUGAAGUACCAGAUCCUCCAGAGCACAAAGGACAGUCCGACAGUCCAGCUUGUCCACCCAUCCAGCAGUACUUCCAGCCAGUUCCUGUACCUGUGUAUAUAGGACCACACGGAGGCUGGAAUCCACCCCAGCGCGCACAGAGCUGGGGAGCAGGCUCUCAUAGGCCUGCUCCAUUUAUGGCAGGACAAAAGACAAGCAAGAAGAGCGACAGCAGCCACCACCCCUCCCACAAACAAGACAAGAAGCCCCACAGUGCUCCAGGAGGACCAAAGCCAAGUGCAAAAGGAUCUGAUUUCACCAAGAAAGACAAUCCCAGAAGCCGUCCUCCAUCAGGGAAAUCAACUGGAAGCCAUCCAAGGCCUCAGAAAAAUAAAUAGAUGCAGCUGAUAUGAUUUGAGCACUAUGAGACUUUUGUAUCAUAAAAAUAUGGAGCGUAUGAGUCAGUCACAUGAUGGGGAAUGGCCCUAAUCAUCACUUUUUAACUGUUCACAGUUCAAGUUCCGUAGUGUCAGUUUUUACAUGAUGAUAUGUUUAUGCUUCGCUGACUGAGUGUAGUUGCUUGAGCUCAGGAUUUGUGAAACUGGUAAAUGAUUAACACAUCUCUAUAUAACGAUGUCAGUGUGAUGGUUGAAUGAUAGGACAGGAGCUUAUGGCUGCUGUGAUCUGUGACCAGGGCCUGCAGUUUAUUAUGUAUGUAUGUAAAACACAGACACACACAGCUUCUAUAUGAAAAUAUUUAUGGGAAUGUCGUCAAAUUCAAAACUUCUCUUCAUUACAUUCAAUUAAGUCAAAAUCAAUUUCUGUCACCUGUAGUAACAAUUUCACCAAACCCACAUAACUACGAUUGUUUUCUGAAUAGUUUUGUUUUACAUGAUUGUUACCUAUUAAAGCUUAACUCGUCCCAGACAGUU
Chelmon rostratus (copperband butterflyfish) is the source of this 2249-nucleotide messenger RNA. Its product is annotated as E3 ubiquitin/ISG15 ligase TRIM25-like. Gene Ontology annotation, molecular function: zinc ion binding. The record is from RefSeq and is a predicted model, not a curated record. Lineage: Eukaryota; Metazoa; Chordata; Actinopteri; Chaetodontiformes; Chaetodontidae. The transcript is spliced from 9 exons. Bases 171 to 1715 code for a protein of 514 amino acids.